AUGGUCACCAAAACAGUAGUAAUCUCCAACAUCUACAGCCUGAACACCACUGAUGAUCUGAGUCCUGCAGUGUUGAACUCACAGGACUAUAAACCUUCUCAGUUCACUGGAGGAUCAGCUGACGAUGCAAAGCCUCCUCUCUAUGGAAAUGAUUUCUCUGCUCUCAACAGACUGAAGGCAACUGACUUUUCAGUGGAUAGAUGCUUGUUCGCAGUGCAGGAGGUUUUUGUACGGCCACUUAAUGAGUUUGUAUCACUGUGGUACACUUUUGGUGGAGGAACCAAACUCAUCAUUAACUCUGGCCCCACGGUCAGGCCCUCAGUCUCUCUGCUUCCCCCCUCCUCUCAGCAGCUCUCUGGGGGCUCGGCCACGCUGGCCUGCCUGCUGACCGGCUACUCUCCUCAGGGAGCCGUGGUGAGCUGGGAGGUGGACGGUAGAGAGGUGACAGAGGGGGUCCUGAGCAGCUCAGAGGAGGAGAAGAGCGGACGCUACAGCAGCAGCAGCAUCCUGAGCCUGAGCCAGGAGCGCUGGAUGGAAGGAGAGCUGUACUCCUGCAAGGUCCUCCAUCAGGACCACAGCCAGACCCAGUCCCUCCACAGGAGCCAGUGUAAGGGCUAGAGGGGCUGGCUGAAGCCCAGGACAGGAGCUGUGUCUGGGGGGAGCAGGAGGAACACACCUGCUCAUCUGAUCAAUAUGAGUUUUAAUGUCUGUAGAGUAAACUGAAGCUUUGUGUGACAGAGAACAACAACAACUUAGAGAGUAAUGUGUGUAGCUCAGCAGCUAGAUGUGAGUGUGCUUAAUAACUGUCCUGUUGAUGAUUGAUGUUUUUGCUAAUAAAGCUUGCACUGAUGAAAGAAAACAUUAUAAA
Thunnus maccoyii (southern bluefin tuna) is the source of this 868-nucleotide messenger RNA. Its product is annotated as immunoglobulin lambda-like polypeptide 1. NCBI's taxonomy places the organism in Eukaryota, Metazoa, Chordata, Actinopteri, Scombriformes, Scombridae. The record is from RefSeq and is a predicted model, not a curated record. The coding region runs from base 1 to 618 and encodes 205 amino acids. The transcript has 4 exons.